This is a messenger RNA of Spodoptera littoralis (African cotton leafworm), 606 nucleotides long. The record is from the annotation of a GenBank genome assembly. Lineage: Eukaryota; Metazoa; Arthropoda; Insecta; Lepidoptera; Noctuidae.
AUGUUACAAUACGUUGUAUUAGUGUUUGUAAUAUUGAACAUAAUUUGUGACAUUAACUACUUGAUUAGAACAUUAAUCUCAGUUUUAACUGGAAGGCUGUAUCAAAGGAAAUAUUCUUUGAAUGAAACAACGACGAUAUACGGUAUUUGUACGUUUCAAGACUGUGAUAUAAACUUCAGGAAUAUUAAAAUAGCCAGGCUGCUUCGAGAUCUUGAUUUUGCGAGGUAUCAUUUUUAUGAGAGGACCGGAAUUUACCAAAGAAGUAGCGAGCUCAAAAUCAAAUCGUUGCAAGGAUGUACACUUACUGUAACCGAUGAUCCAGUGCCUUUGUUUGCGCUUUACAAAAUUAAUACCAAGCUCGUCUACUGGGAUGAUCGUUCUUUAUUUUUGGAACAUGAAGUGGUUACCAUACGAGAUGGUAAAGUUCGCUCUCUGUUAUUAUCUAGACAGCACGCGAUAGGACAAAAUGGGGACUCAACAGACGCCUUACUUGCUAACCUGCCAGGUUCAGAACUUCGGCCAUCUUGCCCUGAAUAUAUUGAACACUGGCUGGAAAGCAUGCGAAUAAGCAGCGCGAAAUUGAGAAAGGAAUCUUUAAUUAAUUAA